ACGAUCAUUUCAAUAAUCAAACAGCAAGGUUCACCGGGAUACCACUCUUUUGAUUUUUAUAUUGUACAGUUGAACAGCUUUGUCAGCAAGCCAUGCCUUCUUUAUCAACAUAUUUCUAAUUGUUUUAUGAAAAUAGCACAACAUGGCCGGCCAAUGUAAACAAAAGAUGGGAAGAUGGCAACACCAGGUUUUGAACGCAAUGAUAACAGCUUUUGUUAUUUUCAAAGCAACAUUGUAGCAUUGGUCUACUUUGGCCAUGGAAUUUACUUCAGCCAAACUGCUUUAAAUACCCCCAGGAGAAGACCCUUUUCAGCAUCAAGCACAAGGAAGAAGAUUCAAGGAAGAGAGAGAGAAUAAGAAUGAGAAAUAUUAUCUUGUCAUUGUCUAUUUUCAUGUUACUUGUUCUCCUUAUUGCAAAUUCUUUCGAGGUUGAAGCUAAACCUUGCAGGCCUAGUGGAAAAAUUAGAGGUAAAAAACCACCUCCACACAAAUGCAACAGAAAUAAUGACUCUGAAUGCUGCAUUGAAGGCAAGCUUUACACGACCUACAAUUGUUCACCGCCAGUCACUAGCCGUACGAAGGGAUUCCUCACACUCAAUAGCUUUGAGAAGGGACAAGAUGGUGGCGGUCCAUCGGAAUGUGACAAAAAAUUUCAUUCUGAUGACAUUCCAACUGUAGCACUAUCUACCGGUUGGUUCAACAAAAUGAGUAGAUGCUUCCACAAUAUCACCAUUAGAGGUAAUGGUAGGAGCGCUUUGGCGAUGGUGGUGGAUGAGUGUGACUCCACAAAAGGUUGUGAUGAACCCCAUGAUUAUCAACCUCCAUGUGAUAAUAACAUUGUUGAUGCCUCAAAGGCUGUCUGGAAAGCGUUGGGUGUGCCUGAACACGAUCAGGGUGGCCUAGAUAUUACAUGGUCUGACGCUUAA
Ricinus communis (castor bean) is the source of this 926-nucleotide messenger RNA. RefSeq names its product putative ripening-related protein 1. Bases 360 to 926 code for a protein of 188 amino acids. The transcript has a single exon. The record is from RefSeq and is a predicted model, not a curated record. Lineage: Eukaryota; Viridiplantae; Streptophyta; Magnoliopsida; Malpighiales; Euphorbiaceae.